Penicillium subrubescens is the source of this 1323-nucleotide messenger RNA. RefSeq lists its product as uncharacterized. The record is from RefSeq and is a predicted model, not a curated record. NCBI's taxonomy places the organism in Eukaryota, Fungi, Ascomycota, Eurotiomycetes, Eurotiales, Aspergillaceae. Bases 1 to 1323 code for a protein of 440 amino acids. The transcript is spliced from 2 exons.
AUGGCCAAACCGACGCUCGAAGGCUUGCCAACCGAGCUACUGAUUAUCAUUCUGUCACAAAUCUCAGACUUGGAUACUCUCAAGUCUAUUGUGCUAUCAUCGCCAGUAUGCCACCGAGUGUAUCUCACAGUUCGACACGAAGUCCUUCACAAUUUACUCAUGGAACAAUACGGGGCAAUUCUAGACCUAUCCGAGGCAAUAACUGCAAUCAGGUCAAAAGGUCUCCUCCUUGAAUACCAUAAGGAUCAAGCUAUUGUCGUCUUAGACAACUGGCGUCGCAGAGGAGAAACUCGCCAAAGUUCUUCAACUCCAAUCACUCGGGUAGAUCGGCCUGAUGGCCUGGAGGAAAUCAUCAAGCUACUGCAAUUUCACAAGAAACUACAUUUCUUCUUGGAGGACUACACGAUGAAUUUACCACGACCCCCAUGGAUUGACCCUGCACAGUGGGAGCAAGAACUACCCAUCAAAAUGUCCGAUACCGAGAAGCGUCGCUUUAUGAGAGCCUUAUGUCGACUGCAAACUCACGCCCAUAUCUUUGGGCCACCCGAAGGUCUACCGCGUCCUGAAGAUACCUCUCUAUAUCCACAGCCUCAUCAUGAGCACAUUGGCAAUAUGUAUGAGGAUGAACCAGCGUAUCGAUUGUUCUUCGGUGCCAUGCCCCCCUGGGAAUACCAAGAGAUGGGGUGUGUAUGGUCAUAUCUCCUGACCAAAUAUGACCCUGUCAUCAAAAAUAUUUCCAACGAUUUGCGUGACGCUAUGAAAAAUGCCAAAAGUCAAUUUUUUUGGAAUGAACUCGGUGACGAGUGUCCACCAUCCGCGGUAAUUGACACUGUUCACGACCUGAAAACCCUUCCCGAUUAUACAGAAAAUUUAACUUCUUUGGGACCUGAUUUCCUAUACCGUGUGUUACACGCGGCAAAAAUACCACAGCGCAACAUGGUGAUCGGAAAUCUCAACACUUCUCAUUGGGCUUUCAUUGGACUCGGCAUAGGAUCUUGGGAUAACCGAAUUCCGUUCACCGAACCGGCAGACCGACAUCAGGUGCGAAACUUUGAGCAAUUCUGGUCGACCCUGCCGCCUAUUGAUCAACCUAAUCUGGGCUGGAGGGAACUCGGUUUGAUUCCGCACACCCCGGAACAAGAACUAGAGGAUGUGCUGUUUGAGGAAAAUGAGCGAAAUCUUGAGGAUAAGGAAUGGUCGUGGGGGUAUGCUCUCUGGGAUGAUGCGAGGUUGAACGAGUGGAAGGCGCCUUUAGUACGAGAUGAAAGCUUGUAUGCUCGCAGGAUUAAUCCUCCUCCUCCUUUGCUCCUCACGGCACCUUGA